UCGACCCGCUCUGCAUCCACCCUCAUCGGCCAUUGUAUCCAUCAACAUUUCGAUUUCCUUGCGGACCCCCCGCGUGUAGUUGUGCAUCUGGUCGUUGGAUCUGCAGGUGGGCGCGCUUUUUCGGCCAAGCCAUUCGACGCUUUGAGGGGGAAGCUGAACGAUCCUGCUGCACCUCGCGACUGCCAUCAUCUUGAGCAAGAUCUUAGGUCGGCAGUCGGGACCGGGUUUUCACCAUUGCCAUCUUGACGACUCAAUACCGGCGUACGAAUUGGGACAUUGGGGAAUCGACAAAGUUCAAAAGAAUGCGUUGGACGACACGGCUUCCACGUUCGCAAUCGUCGACUUCGACCUGAGUCUAGAGCCAUGAGGGUCGCGAUACGGGAGCAGCUGGCAGCUCUGGUGCUUGUCGCAGUACUCGUCGCCCUUGCAAUUCUCUCGAUACCAACAUGGAUCUACGUCAACAAUUUCGUCGUUAAGGUGGAGAGCGGUGGCCUGGCUUUGACGGCGUCGUUAAAAGCAGCCCAGAUAUCCUCACAGAUCGAGUUGAUACAAACGACAUCCAAGUCCAUAGCGACUCGACUGCUGAUCCAGGCCUCUUUAAGAUCCUAUUACGAAGGCAAUGGAACCGGCGCAAAUUGGACUGAAGCCGCAAACGAUCUCAGAAGUGCACUCAACGCGGGCAACGCCGGUAGUAGUUCAGCCAACCUAUUACAAACACGAUUGUACUCGCGAAAUGAGACUGGUGCAUCUGAUGGAGGACUUCUCAACGUGACUGGUUCUGGCAUCCGCGAAGAGAAUAUCCUGCUGCCGUACGUUGCGCCGAAUGGCUCCGAAGUUUUCCUUUCAGAUACGGACUUCGGAUACCCGCCUUCCCUCUACCCGAACAUCACAUAUGUUCCCUCGUCGGAUCCAGACCCGUUGGACGGAAACAUCACGAUUCCGAUUCCUCGACCAUUCCCGGAUAUCAGAAUCGACAGUUCCGUGGGAGGGCUGAUAUUGGGCCCCCUGGUCAUCAACGCAAGCUAUGCUUUGAUGUCUUUGACCGUUCCCAUCCGUGACAACGGUAACACACUUGCAGUUCUUGGUUUUAUGACCCUAGUGACCGAGGCUACCUCUUUGCUGCAUAUUACGAACUCUAGAGAAGGACUUGGUAACACGGGUAUUGUGCUACUUAUAGGCCCAGACACGGAUUGGAAUCGGUUCAGCAAGUAUAACUCAGCGGCGAACACAACUCAUAAUGCGGCGAACAACUUCUCCGCGGUUCGGGUCAAGUACGUGCUCCCACCUCAGCCUGCUCCUGGCUAUCCCAGCAGACACAAACGGCAUGACUACAAUUCGGGGAACUACGACGAACCAUUCAGCGUCAGCGAUUACCCUGCGGCAUACAAAGUCCUCACUCAUAGGAAUCCCGCCAUCAAUAAUGCAAGCAGCAUGUUAUCCUCGACAAACGAAGAAGGGGUCUAUGUUGCCGUUGGCUAUGCCCGCCCACAGACGACCCUGGUCAACUGGACACUCAUCGUGGAGCAAGACCGGAACGAAGCGUAUACGCCCAUCACAACGCUUCGCAACAUUAUUCUGGGUUGUGUCUUUGGAACUGUAGGGUUGGUUCUCAUCAUGAUCUUACCCUGCGCACAUCUCAGUGUUAUGCCCAUUCGCCGGCUCAAAGCAGCCACCGAAAAGUCGGUUGCGCCGCCUGGUUAUGACUAUAUGGACGAGCUCGAGAAUUUUGAAGAGGAUCACGAAAACCCUGCUUCGACCGGCGUCUCGAGCAGAUCCGAGAAGAUAAUGCUAGGUCUGCGGUUCGCUUCCUUGAAGAAAAAGUUGCGACGCAGGCGGAAACCUCCUCCAUCAGAAAACGAUAGCGAUCCCAGAAGGCGCGUGUUUAAGAUUCCAGGAAGAGUGAGGGACAAAAGGCACUUCGUGACCGAUGAGCUCACGGAAUUGACACAAGUUUUCAACGAUAUGGGUGAUGAAUUGCUCAAGCAAUACACGUCGCUUGACCAAAAAGUCGCCGAGAGGACGAAUGAGCUCGAAACCAGCAAGAAGGCUGCAGAAGCAGCCAACGAGAGCAAGACUUUGUUUAUUGCCAAUAUUUCCCACGAGCUCAAGACUCCAUUGAACGGCAUUCUGGGGAUGUGUGCCGUAUGUAUGGAAGAGGACGACAUACUGCGGAUCAAGCAGUCACUGAAGACUUUGUACAAGUCGGGGGACCUACUGUUGCACCUUUUGGAGGAUUUAUUGAGCUUUUCCAAGAAUCAAAUCGGGCAACAACUAAGUCUCGAGGAGAAAGAGUUCCGGCUGGGCGACAUUCGAUCACAGGUGCUAACCAUUUUCGAUAAGCAAGUGCGUGAAGGGAAGAUCAACUUCGCUGUUCAUUUCCUCAGCACUGAUCAUGACCCGGGCCGGAGUCUUGAGCGGCACAGCACAGAGAUUAUUGACCCGAAGCUCCCUGCCAUGGGCCCGUAUGGAGCCGGCCGGCUGAAGGAUAUGUGCCUUUGGGGUGACCAGCAUAGGAUUCUGCAAGUCAUCAUCAACCUUGUCAGUAAUAGUUUAAAAUUCACCCCGCCGGGUGGGAAGGUGUCUGUACGGAUACGGUGCGUCGGCGAGAUAGAGCAGGCGGUCGAUGAGAGCAGAACUUCUUCGUUCUCUAAAACCUCAAAUCGUCCGGGUCGGGGUCGCCAUAGGGUGGGAUCUGGCUCCAACCAAUCGACAAGCUCGAAAGGACAGGCAACUCCUCAGCAUUACAAAGGGGGGACGGCUCUAUCCAUUAACCCCAUGGAUCCCAAAGCAACACCUCACGUCCAGGUGCGCGAAAGAUCGCCGACUCCGCCUCCGGCGCAUGCAAAGUCGUAUAUGUUCGAAUUCGACGUAGAGGACACUGGCCCCGGCAUUCCAGAACACAUGCAACAGCGCGUUUUCGAACCUUUCGUGCAGGGUGACCUGGGACUAAGCAAGAAGUUCGGAGGAACAGGUCUCGGUUUGAGCAUCUGUCAACAACUUGCUAACUUAAUGGGUGGUUCUAUUGACCUCAAGAGUACAGUAGGUGUUGGUACAACUUUCACAAUGCACAUACCUUUGAAGUACACGAAGGACAGGACCUCAAGUACAGCCUCAAGUAGCAUGAAGUCUAGGCCACCAAGUGUGACCUCCGAACAUGCCGAAACCCAGCGCAACUCGAUGGCAAGUACGAGCGCGGAAGCCAAGGCCACGGUUCUAGAUCAGCAACCCCGCCUUGUUGGGCUAAGCCAACCUUUUUUCGCCGCGAAUCCGCAGCCGGGGGCCAAACCUACCCCCGCAGACCAAAUGAAGGCAAUAGACCGCGCACUUUCGAACAAGGACGAUGGAAAACUUCGAGUGCUUGUAGCUGACGAUAAUUCGACCAAUAUCGAGGUUGUGAGUAGAAUGCUGAAACUGGAGGACGUCUACGAUGUGACCAUCGCGAAAGACGGACAAGAAGCCUACGAUCUGGUGAAGGCGAAUAUGGACAAGGGCUUCCGCUUCGACGUCAUUUUUAUGGACAUUCAAAUGCCCAACUUGGAUGGUCUGCAGAGCACCCGGUUGAUCCGCAAAAUGGGUUACUCGGCGCCUAUUGUGGCUUUGACAGCAUUUGCGGAAGAGAGCAAUAUGAAGGAGUGUAUAGAGUCUGGCAUGGAUGAAUUCUUGGCGAAACCAAUCCGCAGACCAGCUCUGAAAAAGGUCCUUAAGCGGUUCGCCACCAUCCCAGAAGAGCCCGACACAACAUCGCUCUGUCGGAAGACGAGUCCCAAUGGAAAUACCAGUCCCUCUACCGAGUCUAAUGCAUCCAGUAACGGCACCGCACUACCCGCACAAGAGCCGGAGGGUAAACCGACGAUGAAUGGGAUGUACACCCCAGCAAAAGUUGCAACAAUUGCCACUUCGUCAUGACGUCUCACCAUCAAAUGCCCAAUGACAUCGUGGACAAUGAGACAUACUACCAACCCCAGGUCGGCAUGCAAUAUCAUCUUCAUUUCCCCUUUGUUAGAUAUAAAGAAUGAAUCAUGU
Molecule: messenger RNA, 4023 nt
Organism: Pseudomassariella vexata
Lineage: Eukaryota; Fungi; Ascomycota; Sordariomycetes; Amphisphaeriales; Pseudomassariaceae
Exons: 2
Coding region: 364-3906 (1180 amino acids)
Biological process (GO): protein autophosphorylation; phosphorelay signal transduction system
Molecular function (GO): phosphorelay sensor kinase activity; histidine phosphotransfer kinase activity
Source: RefSeq, a predicted model, not a curated record